Messenger RNA from Aegilops tauschii subsp. strangulata, 2346 nucleotides. RefSeq lists its product as uncharacterized. The record is from RefSeq and is a predicted model, not a curated record. Lineage: Eukaryota; Viridiplantae; Streptophyta; Magnoliopsida; Poales; Poaceae.
UGGAUGGGCCCAUGGUCAAGCCCCUGUCAAUGGUCUCUCCCACUGACAGCACGGGCCCAGCGUCAAUGUCUCUCCCACUGCCAGCACGGGCCCAGUCCAGAUCAACAGCACAAGAGAGAAGCGACGGCGCCGACUUGAGCCGCCGGCUGGGGGUGGCGACCUGCCCCGCGCGGCCUUGGAUCCCGUCUCCCGAACCCAAAACCCCAUUCCUUCCCGCAGACGGCGCCCCCCAUUCCAUCGACCCCAAAACCCAGAGAGCACGAGCAGCGCGACGGGCGCCGUCGGCCUAGGGUUUGAGGUCGCCGGCUGGUGCUCCGGUCGCCGCCUACUCUCCCAUUCGCCCCUCUCUGGAAGCCCCAUCUGCCACCUGUCAGCACCCGUACGGCGGCGCCUGCCCACCCCCUCCCCCCUUCGGCGGCGCUUCCCCACCCCUACCCCUCCCCCCUUCGGCGGCGCGCGGCAGGCGACGGGUGAGCGGCCGCCGACCACGACACGACACCGGAGUCCAUCUCUGCUGGUGGAGCGGCCGGCGAUCAGGACGACGCCAGCGGCAAGGACGAAGCCGACAUUCAAAAGUAAAAGUGGAAUGCGAUGUCCAAGCGGAGGAGAGGCAGGCGAGCUGGGGGUGCUCAACUUACCCGGAGGAGAAGGAGGAGGAGGAUGACAGGAAGCUAGAGGAGGAGGUGCAGCGACGCCUUAGGGGUGCAUUCAGCAAGCUCACCGGGGGGGGGGGGGACAAAUAGGUGCGAGCGCGCUUGGACAGAGGCAGGUAUGCGAGGUACCCUCGUGGCAGAGAGGCAGAAACUCAUUGAGAGUGAAAGUCUUCAAAAGUUUGAGCUCAAAGUCAAUUGUUCAGGCCAAGAAUUCAAGGAAUAUAUCAGGAAAAGAAGACUACACAUCAGAAAAGUUGCGUCGUACAAUUUUGGGGAAAAAAUUGUGGCAACACCACCUGAUCAUGUGGUUACCUUCAAUAUGACCGAACUAAUGGAAGGUAGCCCUGAGGUAUCUGUAUUGCAAAUGCUCUGCUGUGAUUGGAGUGGUUAUUUCAUGCUAUUGCGAGAAACUCCAGACUACUCGCAGGACCCUAAGAAGAGGUACCAGAAAGGAGGUUUCUUGACAUUUGCUCGCAUGAAGGAGAAGAUGUAUUUGCCAGAUAUUUUUGGACCCAUCACUGAGUUAGAGCAAUAUGAAGAAGCUUACACGGAUGUGAAACAAGUUGAAAUAUUCCAGAGCUUUCUUAAGAGAAUGAGCGAUGGACUUAGGACCCUCAAUGUGGACAAUCGACGAGAAUUUGAUCCUUAUAUCGUUCGUUUGCUGAAUCUGGCGAUGUUCUUAUCGGAGAGUGCCCACGCUUUCCCUGAAAGUGAGGACUUUGUGGUUGCGAAUUGGGACAGGCCCCUUUCUCAUCUGUCAAGGGUGACCCAGAGGCUGGAUGGACUGAUCCAUAUAUGGUCUUUUCUAUCAAAACUGGCGUUCAAAUUUUUCGUCGCCAUCAUAGAAUUCGACAUGCAUUUCCGGGGGUCUCGAGCUAGUUUUGAUGAAGCUAGGGAGCUGAUGCAUACGGCACUUGGGAGAGGUAGGCCUGCCCUGGAGCUGGAUGACAGCCUCAAUUUGAAGACCCUGCAGCUAGAUUUUUGUGGAGCAGAUGGGAGGUUCAAUUUGAGAACACUGCUGGGGAGUUAUCUUCGGGUCUUGAAGUGUGAAAAGCAUGAUAUCAUUAGGAUCAUCAUGCGGACUAAACAUAGAGUCACCAACUUCCUCCACGAGUACCCACCCAAACCUGAAGAGCAAAACCCGAAAGAGUUGUCACCAGAGGAUAAGAUUGCAGCAGAGCUUAGGAAAAAUGAAGACGAUGCUGAAUAUGUUCGAUGGGGGACUAUCAGAGAUGUGCAAGGGUUGAAAUUGAUAGAUUUCCUCUUGAAUGAUUUGCCCAUCGAUGAGGCCCAGUAACUCCAGAAGUCGAGGUGAAGAGGAUGCUGUUUUGAGAAGGGUGAUGACCAGUGGUGCGAAGAUGCCAGAAGUCGUUUUGUGGAGGUCAGCAUGUAUAGUUCAUGCGGUGUCCUGGGAAAAUGUAUAGUCGUUUUGGCCCUAGUCUUGCUUGAUGGGCGCUGAACUUGUAUAUGAAUCUAGAUCUUGGCAGUUUUGGAACUCGGUUACUUGGUACAGUACUAGUCACUUGUGUAGUUAUCUUUUCGCAUUGGAACUCGGUUACUUGGUACAGUACUAGUCACUUGUGUAGUUGGGCCUUUGGUUUUUGGUAUGGUUUGGAAUUCGGUUACUGCUUCUGUUUUGUACUGUACCUUUUUUCCGUUAAUGAGGAGUAAUGGAACCUGGCUCAGGCUCACA